Molecule: messenger RNA, 4801 nt
Organism: Coregonus sp. 'balchen'
Lineage: Eukaryota; Metazoa; Chordata; Actinopteri; Salmoniformes; Salmonidae
Source: the annotation of a GenBank genome assembly
UGGCUGCGUGUCUGCCCAGUAUAUAAGCAGAGGGCAAGGACCUUCAGAGUUGGGUGACCUCUAUAUUUUGGCUCUGGUGAAUAGGAUCUGAUCCCAAGGACUGUUACUUUUUUUCUUGUCUGGUGUGCAGGUAAAAACUCAACACUGUGCUUUGUAUGAAUAGCUAAAGCUUAGGGAUGAGGCCAAGUUGGCGGUUUAGAUUAGUUUGACUUGGAAAUAUUUCUGAGCAAAAACAUUUUGGGGGGUUUACAAAAUGUAAUUUUAGAGUUAGCUAAAUCCUGUUAUUUUGGCUUGUCCCUGUUUGAAAUGGGGGGGUGUUUUAUCUCUCCUGCACAUGUAGCUACUUUCAUUUUGUCUUUUAAUUGUCAUCAUACUUAAAUGCAUAGACUUAAUGAUGCAAAAGCAAUAAUGUGUCAGUAAAUGUACAUAUGGGGGCUUUCUGGAAGGGUUUCAGAUCAGUGGAAUAUUUCACAGCAUAUCUUAGUAGGAGUCUGAUUCUCUUGGCUUGUUUGACAAAGACAGAUUCGUUUUGAAGAAAUUAAGUUGUGAACUGUUGCAAAGUUUUAUAAGCUUUGUGUCGGCAAAUGGUUCUCUAGUGUGGAUACUGAGAUAAAUAAGUAAGUGUCUCACAAUCAGAUACAGUCUGAGGUGUCUCACAAUCAGAUACAGUCUGAGGUGUAUAAACAACUGUGGAACAGGUGUAAAAAAAAUGGGUGUUCUUGAAUGUCCAGCAGUUGCUUUCGGACAGUUACUGUAACAGUUACAUCCUUUUCAUUGCCUUUGGACAUGGGCAUGUGAUGCAUCAACUGUGUCAAUAGUUACGUCCAGAUCAUGUGAUCAUUUUUGAAAAUCAAUAUUUUAAUAACAGUUGAGGUAAAUUCCAUCCCAACCGAAUGCUUUUAAGGAACAUAAUUUAAAUACAAUUUUUGGGGGCCUCCCGAGUGGCACAGUGUCACUACAGACCCGGGCGUCACUACAGACCCGGGUUCGAUCCCAGGCUGUGUUACAGCCGGCUGUGACCGGGAGACCAAUGAGGCGGCGCACAAUUGGCCCAGCGUCUUCCAGGUUAGGGGAGGGUUUGCCCGGCCGGAAUGUCCGUGUCCCAUCGCGCUCUAGCGACUCAGGGCCAGGCGCAUGCACGCUGACACGGUCGCCAGUUGUACGGUGUUUCCUCCGACAUAUUGGGGUGGCUGGCUUCCGGGUUAAGCGUGUGUCAAGAAGCAGUGCGGCUUGGCAGGGUCAUGUUUCUGAGGAAGCAUGGCUCUCGACCUUCGCCUCUCCCGAGUCUGUACGGGAGUUGCAGCUAUGGGACAAGACUGUCCCAUCGUUGGGGAGAAAAAGCGGUAAAAAAAAGAAAGAAAGAAAGUAUAGUCAAUUAAAUUAAUGAGUUGGCCUUUAAAAUCAAUUGACCCUGGUGUUGAGAAAUAAAAACCAAGCGAGGCUGCAAAAUGUAAUGGUAUGACAGCCAGGAGGUCUCUCUGAUGGAUAGGACCCAACGUGUUGAGUGAUCGCACUGUAGGAUAUGGGGCUAUAUUGUGAAGGGGGGGGGGGGGGGAGGGGGCUCUUUGCGUGAGUGGACAGUGUGGAAAUAUGUUCCAUACAUAAAGGGCAAAGGUAAUAUAGGAUAGGGGUGGAAUGUUGAAGAGGUUGUGAGGUUGGGGGUGAGGGUGUUAAAAAUAUCCAACACACGUGCUUCUCCCUCUUAUCUAUUCCAAACAGAAACAUGACCCAGUGGACGGGGACAUUGACUGACAUUUGUAACUAGGAUAUGGGGUAUCCACAUCAAUAAGAGUUUUUGCAGCUGUUGUCUUUGAAAGGAAGUUUCUCUGGGCCUGAGACAGAGCACACUGGGUUGUUUUCUGUGCAAAUAGACAAUAAAGGUCUAAAGAUUUCUUCUUUUCUUUCCUCCCUACAGUGUUAAAAACGCAAGCAUGCCUUUCGGUAACACCCACAACAACUUCAAACUCAACUUCAAAGUUGAGGAGGAGUACCCUGACCUCACCAAGCACAACAACCACAUGGCCAAGGUGCUGACCAAGGACAUGUACGCCAAGCUGAGGGACAAGCAGACCCCCUCCGGCUUCACCCUGGAUGACGUCAUCCAGACCGGUGUCGACAACCCUGGUGAGUGCCACACAUCUCCCAUACACCCCCUGAGGAUAGUCACUAACCGCCGCAAACACACAACACAUCCCUGUCAAAGGGAGCUGAGCAGGUGUCAAAACCCUACAACAGUCUGCACAACCAAGUUAGUGCUCUAAGCAUAGAUCGAUCGUAAUACCAUUGCAAUUAAAACAUGUGAAAAUAAUAUAUGCCAUUUAGCAGAGGCUUAUAUCCAAAGCGACUUACAGUCAAGACAUACUAAUACCACAACCAUAUAUUAUACUAGAUAUGCAGGUUAACCUAUUCAAUAUGCAGCAUACAUUUCACAAGGAUUCAAUAUGCAGCAUACACCACAGAGUGGUAUAUUAAUGUUUGUACUCUGUAGACCUGCUGGCUUCUUACAGCCCCUUCUCUCUCUGUCCUCAGGUCACCCCUUCAUCAUGACCGUUGGCUGCGUGGCUGGUGAUGAGGAGUCCUACGAGGUCUUCAAGGAUCUGUUGGACCCCAUCAUCUCAGACCGUCAUAGUGGAUACAAGCCCACAGACAAGCACAAGACCGACCUGAACUUCGAGAACCUGAAGGUAGGGCUGUAUACAUUUUUCGGACAUAUUUUCUGGGUUUCAUUCUCGAUUAGGUGUAGAAUGGAAAGAUGGCAAAUAAUCUCUACAGCACAUAGGAGGUUUGGAAUCACAGAUGUGUUAAAAUGUUCAGGUCUAAAACUCAGUUGUGACCUUGUCUCUGUGUAAGGGAGGUGAUGACCUGGACCCCAACUACGUCCUGUCCAGCCGCGUGCGUACCGGCCGCAGCAUCAAGGGAUACACUCUGCCCCCCCACAACAGCCGUGGCGAGCGCAGAGCAGUGGAGAGACUGUCUGUCGAGGGUGAGCCUCCCAGCUACCAACAGCUACAUAUGCAUACACAGGAUUGUUCAUGAAGCUAGGUAGUAAAACUAACAAAAUGGGAUUUAUUGGAAAUUGAGAUCCGAAUUCUUAAUUAAUUGGAAAUAGAGAUCAAAAGUGAAUCCUUAGCUGCAAUGACUUGUGCAUGGUGUCAAAUAACUCCAUGCAGGGUGAUACCAUGUUAAGAGUGAGGGGAAACUGAGGGGUUUUCUGUCUCUCCAGCUCUGAACACCCUGGACGGUGAGUUCAAGGGAAAGUACUACCCCCUGAAUAAGAUGUCCGAUGCCGAGCAGGAGCAGCUGAUCGCUGACCACUUCUUGUUUGACAAGCCUGUCUCCCCCCUGCUGCUGGGUGCUGGUAUGGCCCGUGACUGGCCCGAUGCAAGAGGAAUCUGGUGAGUAUCUGGAACACAGACCCAUACCAAAAAAAUACUGUUUGUGGAACCAGAUGGUGUAUUGUACAGAACAUCCCACAAUGUAUCGUAGUGAUGCUUCAUGUGAAACCUCAUCCCACCUUUCUGAAGGCACAACGAUGCCAAAAGCUUCUUGGUCUGGGUGAACGAGGAGGAUCACCUGCGUGUCAUCUCCAUGGAGAAGGGCGGCAACAUGAAGGAGGUCUUCAGGCGCUUCUGCGUUGGUCUGAAAAGGGUACGUUCUUGUACUCAAACCAUUUUGAUAUGGCACAAAAACACCCCUAAAACAAUGGAAAUACAUGAAAACGCAGAGAGACAAAGACAAUGUUGAUAUAGGGUUGUUUCUCUUACCUCACAGAUUGAGGAGACUUUCAAAAAGCACAACCAUGGCUUCAUGUGGAACGAGCAUCUCGGCUACGUGCUGACCUGCCCCUCCAACCUGGGAACCGGCCUGCGCGGUGGCGUGCACGUCAAGCUACCCAAGCUGAGCACACAUGCCAAGUUCGAGGAGAUCCUGGGCAGGCUGCGUCUGCAGAAGCGUGGCACAGGUACGCACACGCACAACAAAAAACACAUCCAGAACAGCUGCUGAUAUAUUCAACUGUAAUUCGUCACAGAUCACGACAGUCUUACCUUUUACAACAAAACAUGUAAAAAGGAACAGAGAUUAGCAUGAGCGAAAGCUAUUAUGAAAUAGCCAUGUCCACAGCUGUUAAGACGUCUAUUCAUUGAGUCUGUAUUUUUGUUGACAUCUGGAUAAUUUAUAGUAUGAGUAAGGAUGCAGAGAUUGUCUGAGACAAACACUUACACCCGCAUCUCUCCCCCUUUUCCCUGCUCUCUCCAGGUGGCGUGGACACCGCCUCCGUGGGUGGAGUGUUCGACAUCUCCAACGCUGACCGUCUGGGCUCCUCCGAGGUGGACCAGGUCCAGAUGGUGGUGGAUGGGGUCAAGCUCAUGGUGGAGAUGGAGAAGAAGCUGGAGAAGGGAGAGGCCAUCGACGGCAUGAUCCCCGCCCAGAAGUAAAGAGUUGUUGACGUCGCUAUUCGUCUUUUGUUUUUCUAUUGUCAAGUCAUGUGCAAUCGAGCCAACCAACCGGUGCGAAGAAGAAACUGAUGGUCGCUCUAGAGACUCUUGACUGCUGCUCAACUCUUUUUCUUCUUUCCUUCAGCCUUUUUUCUCCUAUCACCUUUGUUAUUUCCUUUCCUUUUCUUCCUUCAGACUUUUUUCCCCACUUCUCUCCAGUUCAGUCGGUAACAUCCUGGGAUCAGCCUCCACUGAAGUCGGCUUGCCUGACAGAUGUGGCAUCACCUAAAUUUGAACUUUGGUUCUAAAAAGUAAUAAAUUAAAUUGUGAUUCAAUAAACCUGGCCCCAUGAACCAAAACAGAUA